GCUCUCGCGGCAACAAACCCACGCGACGAGUCUCGCAUCGUCCUUCGCUCAAGCGGCGCGGUUGCCCUCACCCUCGUCGUCGCGCGUGUGCCAGCCACGCGUCUCUCUCUCCUCGCAAGUGUGCUGCUCUCUUCGUCCUCGUGCUGCCGCCUCGCUUUUCCUUUCCUCCCUUCGGGACACUCUCUAGGCCUUCUCGCGGCUUUCCACUCGUGUGUUUCAAUCGUCAUUCGUACUCUUCAGGUGAACGAAGCUCGCUCGGGAUCAAAAAAUGACGAUGGACGUUAGCAAGUCGGAGUCCAGCAGGAGCGGAACCCGGCAGCACGAGUGCGCGGGAUGUCGCAAGCCGAUAACCGAGAGGUACAUGCUGCAGGCGCUCGACAUGUUCUGGCACGAGGACUGCUUGAAGUGCGGCUGCUGCGACUGCAGACUCGGCGAGGUCGGCUCGUCGUGUUACACCAAAGCUAAUCUCAUUCUCUGCAAACGCGAUUACUUGAGAUUAUUCGGAAGCACCGGUCACUGCGCUGCCUGCAGCAAAAUCAUUCCAGCGUUCGAGAUGGUGAUGCGCGCCAAGUCGAAUGUUUAUCACCUCGAGUGCUUCGCGUGCCAGCAAUGUAACCACAGAUUUUGCGUGGGCGAUCGCUUCUACCUGUGCGACAACAAAAUUCUCUGCGAGUACGACUACGAGGAGCGACUGGUGUUCGCAAACAUGGCUCUGCACUCGGCGAUCAAACGACAGGUGAAUAACCUACAGCCACAGACGGUGCCGACGAGCGGACCACAACGGCAAGCGAACGGCGGCGUAGGAAUAGACACGACGCCAGGCGGCCACAACGGCUACCCGGUACCAACCUCUUCCAGUGGCCACAGUGCUGCCCUCGGAUCGCUGCCUGUACUCAACGGCAUCGGUGCCCCGCAGCCGUCCGGCUACGAGGCCAAAUGACAGACCAAGUAAAGCAGACUGACCCGACGAACGAGCCAAAGGACGAGCGCCAGAUUCUUUUAUUAGCGAUAUCAAAAUCCGCGUACUUUUCGAGAGUCCUAAUUUCGUCGAUCGCGUUAAAUAUACUUCGUUCUUUACAUCAUACACUACCGCGGGCUGUGUCAACCCAGCAGUUUCACCAUGAAAACUGCGUAAGAUUUGGGCAUUAUUAAUCGCUGACAAUCGCACGAGAAGUCUCGAAAAGUACAUGCUUUUUGUAAAAAAAAGAAAAAAAUAUUCAGCGAAAGCGACUUAGAGGAUAGAUUGUACAAGAGUAAUUUUCGUCCGCUAAAGUAGACCGAGUAAACUUUAUGCACGUAAAUCUCUCUGUAGAUAGAUACCCGAGUAGAAGUUUAGUCGUCGAUCUGAAAAAAGAAAAAAAAAGGAAAAAAAAAGGAAAACUUUGGUGCUCUUUAGAUAAUUCUCGAAUAUUGUACUGAAUACAAAGCACAGACACAUUUCUUUCUUAAUUGCAGUGUUUUUACAAAAUAAAUGCAUCGUUAGAUUGGGUUUUCACUCAAGGAAAAAAAUACCCGCUUCUAUCUUUGCGAAAGCGCGAGACUGAGUUCCAUUGACAAUGAACAUUAGGAUGGUUAGUUGCGGCGCGCGCUCCGCCAUGUUGGUCAACAAUCGAUAAACGCAUUCAAACGAAAGGACACCGCUAAAAAAAUUGAAAUAAAGCAAGGCUAGCCUCGACAAGACUGAAAGAUGGAAUCAACGUGUGCCGGUGCAUAGCAGGCGAAACUCCCCCAUGGGGCUCAUACGUCAGUAAAGAGUUCUGUGUAGGGUCGACCGAGCAUUGUUUCAACUUCGAAUCUCGGCGUCCGGAAAAAGGCCAGAUUGAUGUCGCGAACUUUUGUGCCGCGCUUUCUCUCUCGGUCUCGCCUUAUUUGCGAGUCAGAUAACAAGACUGAGUUAUGCCCUAAAGUUUCGCUCUUUCGGGGAUGCUUUAUUUCUCGCUGCGCGAUCGGCCAGAGAUUUUGAAUGCGUUUAGCGUAUGGCAUGUUUUUUAUGCUUUUCCAGUUAAGUUACACACCUGUGAUUGCGUCUGAUAAAUUUUGAAAAUGAAAAAUAAAGGAGUUGAAUAUUACGAUAUAAAUUCAAGCCAAAAGGACGGAUUAAUCCAAGUUUUAGAAAUUAAUAUUUAUACGUAAAAAAUAGAUACUUGUAUAGAGUAAAAAAAUUACAAUAUCUCGUCAAAUACAUUUAAGUUGUUAUCGUGACUUGUACCAUAGUUUUGUAUAUUCGUAGUUGAAUUUUUCCAUUCGGCAAAUCUGAUAUAGCAUAUCUGGUGUAAUACGUAAGGCAUUCCCGAAAAGUGAAAAUGUUUUGUGCUUUGUGUCUCGACGGUACGAUGAGUAUAAAUUUGUAAACUUACUAAAAAUGCUUCCUCUGUAUUGCUGAACGAGUAUACGCACGAACGUUCCUAAUGUUUAAUCGUACUUAAUAAAAUUUAAUAACCCACGUCACGUUCAAGCUCAUCUACGCUAUAGUGAUAAAAAAGUAAGUUCUGUAGUUUUUUUAUUCCAGCGACAAGAUAGAUUAUUCAGUAAGAUUAAAAUAUGUAUUAUACACGUUUAUUUCGUAAUCGAGCCCGUUAUUAUCGUUGACUGAGCAAUUUAACUAUGCGAUGAAAAAUCAUGUGUUGCAGUAGGAUUAUUGUAUCAAAAUGUUUUUAUCAUGGAAAAUUAUUAUGAACUAUAAAAGUGUAAGAAUUAAAUUAUUUCGAUGUU
Molecule: messenger RNA, 2712 nt
Organism: Phymastichus coffea
Lineage: Eukaryota; Metazoa; Arthropoda; Insecta; Hymenoptera; Eulophidae
Product: LIM domain only protein 3-like
Exons: 6
Coding region: 269-940 (223 amino acids)
Biological process (GO): positive regulation of transcription by RNA polymerase II
Cellular component (GO): nucleus
Molecular function (GO): DNA-binding transcription factor binding; transcription coactivator activity
Source: RefSeq, a predicted model, not a curated record